AAAUGAUGUCUAGAUCAAUCAGGAGGUCCUCCCACGCAACAUGGUGGAUCAAGACUACAACAUAAUGUGUACAUCUGUACGUAGCUGUACAUCUAAAUAAUAAAAAGGCACAAUAAUUGUAUUGUAUAUCAAGCCAGCGUAAAUGGGGAUCUCUGUGGAGUUGUGGAGAGCUCGCAUUGGGCUGUUCAGUGGUGGGAGGGGAUCGCGACCACACAGUAAAGCUCCUUCGACAAAACAACGGCCUCUACACUUCAGUGAUACAGUGGGUACUACUGCGAAAGCGGUUCAAGGAGGAUUGCUUUUAUUGUAUAUUCUCACAUUUCUGAGCUCUCAAGAUAAAACUGAAUUCCUAAAACGUACAAGAAAUGUUGGUCUCCGGGUGAUAUCGAUUGCUGUGUUGCUCCACUCUCUUGCCCACCUCUUGCUGCUAGCUGGAGACGUUGAGAGCAAUCCUGGGCCUCAAAUGGAUGAGACAAUGACACUUGAUGAUAUAAAUGAAGCUCACACUAAACUGCACGACUCUCAGAACAGAUGGUUUGAGAUUGGACAAGCUCUACAUGUUGAUGAUGUCACACUAGAUAGCAUCAGAAAGCAGUGUGCUAAUGAUGACAGCAACUGUCUUCGUGAAAUGCUUGCUCACCGUUUGAAAGUAGGGCCUCCUCUAACCUGGAAGGAGUUAUUCAACUCAAUAGAAAAUUUACAGCUAACACAACUUGAGCCUGAGGGGCUACGAACCCAGUCUGGAUCAUCUGGUCAACCAGUGAAUACAGUUCUUCAAGGGCUAUUGGACAAAUAUCAACUCAGUCCUUCUCAAGUCGACCGUCAAAUUCAACGAAUAGACAUACCAUUUUUGGCUGCCUAUUUUGAUAAUGUUGAACUCUAUGUCGAUUUGAUGGAAUUAACCCCUGGUGAACAAACCGAUGUCAAAGGUGCAGAAACUAAUCGAUUAGCCGUGAUCAAGUGCUUGAAACUCUGGAAAGGAAAGAAUCCUGCACAAGCGACAUUCAAGACGCUUCUGGAGAUGUUGGUAAAACUAAUAAAGGGAGAGAUUGCUGGUCAGAUCUGUCAGUACUUGAAAGAUCCAAUCAAACGUACAUUGCCUAAUGACAUCACCACGACCCAAUCUUCGAAAUCAGGGACCUGGACUGAGGAUUUAAUGAACUCACUUCCAACUCUGUCUAGUACGCAAAAAACAUCUGACAUACAUAAAGAACUUGAAGAUGAAUUCAGUAUACCAGGAGGCUGUACCCAGGAAGCCCUCUCCUCUGCCAAGUGGUUGCAAGAUUCAAUAGGAAAAAAGUGUGACAUACUCCAACCUGACCACCCAGCUGAGCUAGCAGAUGAUGGAGACGUCUCUUCGGGAGAUGAGUCGUUUCGUUCUGCCGCCGAUAAUCGUGACAUUUUUGUGUGUCCUUACUGCAAAGAGUGUUCUCCACAACAAUUCUUCUCUAAAGAAGGUUGCCCCAGGAAGACAAAAUCUCUCGAAACUAUCUCCCUCUUCCCUUAUCUUGACGUUACUGGUCUUGAUGAUGAAGAUGUCAAGUAUUUGGAAGAAAAAUUGAUACUCGAUACACGAAAGAUUUUUAUCAAGUUUUCUGAAUUCUCCGUAUGUAUUCGGAAAUCAAUUGAAGGACAAGAUACCUUAGACAAUCUUCGAGAUUGUGUAUUGAGUGCUGUUCUUCCAAACGAUCAAGGUGUGAGUGCACUUGAUACUGAGCACAAAGAGAUGGUCCUUGCGGCAAAAAGCCUUGCCAGAAUAUUCUCCAUACUUCGAACUUACAACUAUAUCUCAUUUUUGAACUACCAAAUCAUUGAGCUGCUUAUUCAAGACUCAGGUUCUGCUAUUGAUCACAAAAUGCUUGAACGAUACCUGGAUGAUUUAAAAACCUUCUGCCAGAGAAGUGUUUUCGAAGUUCCUCCAUCUGCUUUUUCAACAUGCAAGUCUCGUAAGACAGCCAAAGUGUUUAAACUCAAAUGCACAGAGUCGACAUUAACACUAAACGAGGUUAUAGUUCUACAAGACAAAUUUGCUGAAAUCUUAGGUCUGGAAUUCAAUGCUUUACAACUUUGCUCCGUCAGAAAAGGCUGUGUUGAGUUACACUUCUUGGUUUCCGCAGCUGUUGCUGAGUAUAUCUUCCCACUGUCCCCUUCUCAAGAGUCGGCACUCAGUGAGAUUGGAGCGAGGCUUCUCCCAUUUGACAAAAGGGAAAACAAAAGGCAAGACGAAGACGAAAACAUCGAUGCUCAGCCAACCCCCACCCCUCAUGAAAAUCUGCCCCAGUCAUCCCACACACAAGAGCAACAACAUAUUACAACCGAGGAAAAGAAACCACAGCUAUAUCCCAUAUCUAAAGAAAGAGGGCCACGAACAACUGAAGACCUGGAUCCUCAACAAACAACCACAUCUCAGGAGAAAAAGCUACUUGAACCACCAUCCAAACAGGAGGAUGGAGAGAGACAACAAUCCCCUCUACCUAAGCAUUUUUCCCCAUCUCUUGGUAUAUCAUGCGAUGAUAUUAUGCCCAAGAAAACAGAUGAGGAACUGCAAACUCCACUCCAUAUUGCCUGUGAGAAUGGCCACACUGAGACUGCCCAGUUGCUGAUUGACAGAGGAGCAGAUGUGAACCAGGAAAAUAAGGUAAUGGAAACUCCACUCCAUGCUGCUUGUGAGAAUGGCCACACUGAUACUGCCCAGGUGCUGAUUGACAGGGGAGCAAAUGUGAACCAGCAAAGUCAGUAUGGGGACACUCCACUUCAUGGUGCCUGUGAGAAAGGCCACACUGAUACUGCCCAGUUGCUGAUUGACGGGGGAGCAAAUGUGAACCAGCAACGUCAGUUUGAUAACACCCCACUUCAUAUUGCCUGUGAGAAAGGCCACACUGAGACUGCCCAGAUGCUGAUUGACAGGGGAGCAGAUAUGAACAGAAGGAACUACAUAGAUAGGACUCCAUUCCAUGUUGCCUGUGAAUAUGGCCACACUGGGACUGCCCUGAUGCUGAUUGACAGGGGAGCAGAUGUGAACCAGCAACAUGGGAUGAUAAAGCAGACCCCACUCUAUGUUGCCUGUGAGAAUGGCCACACUGGGACUGCCCAGUUGCUGAUUGACAGGGGAGCAGAUGUGAACAAACGGACGACGAGCGACACCCCACUCCAUGGUGCCUGUAGGUAUGGCCACACUGAUACUGCCCAGUUCCUGAUUGACAGAGGAGCAGAUGUGAACCAGCAACAUGGGAAGACGAGGAAUACCCCACUUCAUAUUGCCUGUAAGAAUGGCCACACUGAUACUGCCCAGUUGCUGAUUGACAGAGGAGCAGAUGUGAACCAGCAACAUUGGAGGAUGAGGGACACCACCCCACUCCAUGCUGCCUGUGAGAAAGGCCACACUGAGACUUCCCAGAUGCUGAUUGACAGAGGAGCAAAUGUGAACAAAGAGAACAGGAUGAAGGAGACCCCACUCCAUGUUGCCUGUAAAAAUGGCCGCACUAGGACUGCCCUGAUGCUGAUUGACAGGGGAGCAGAUGUGAACCAGCAACAUGGGGAGACGAGGGCCCUACUCUAUGCUGCCUGUAAGAAAGGCCACACAGAGACUGCCCAGUUGCUGAUUGACAGGGGAGCAGAUGUGAACCAGGCCUGGGCAAGGGAAACCCCACUCCAUGUUGCCUGUGAGAAUGGCCACACUGAGACUGCCCAGAUGCUGAUUGACAGGGGAGCAGAUGUGAACCAGCAUGCAAGGGGGGGGAAGAUGAACACUCCACUCCAUGUUGCCUGUGAGAAUGGCCACACUGAAAUUGCCCAGAUGCUGAUUGACAGGGGAGCAGAUGUGAACCAGCAUGCAUAUGAGGGGAAGAUAAACACUCCACUCCAUGUUGCCUGUGAGAAUGGCCACACUGAAAUUGCCCAGAUGCUGAUUGACAGGGGAGCAGAUGUGAACCAGCAUGCAUGGGGGGGGAAGAUAAACUCUCCACUCCAUGUUGCCUGUGAGAAUGGCCACACUGAAAUUGCCCAGAUGCUGAUUGACAGGGGAGCAGAUGUGAACCAGCAUGCAUGGGGGGGGAAGAUGAACACUCCACUCCAUGUUGCCUGUGAGAAUGGCCACACUGAAAUUGCCCAGAUGCUGAUUGACAGGGGAGCAGAUGUGAACCAGCAUGCAUGGGGGGGGAAGAUGAACACUCCACUCCAUGUUGCCUGUGAGAAUGGCCACACUGAAAUUGCCCAGAUGCUGAUUGACAGGGCAGCAGAUGUGAACCAGCAUGCAUAUGAGGGGAAGAUGAACACUCCACUCCAUGUUGCCUGUGAGAAUGGCCACACUGAAAUUGCCCAGAUGCUGAUUGACAGGGGAGCAGAUGUGAACCAGCAUGCAUAUAAGGGGGACACUCCACUCUAUCUUGCCUGUGAGAAUGACCACACUAAGACUGCCCAGAUGCUGGUUGACAGGGGAGCAGAUGUGAACAGAGAGGACAGGGUUAAAAUGGCAUCACUGAAUGUUAAACUUGCUCGUGAGAAAGGCCACAACAAGACACCAAGCCAGAAUCCGUUUUUCUACGGAGUGGAUCAUGCUGAGACAUAUAGCAAAACCGUUGACCCUAUCAAGAAGUUUUUAUCUCGUCAUGAUCCACACCCAAUGACGACUUCACUCCGUUCUAAAGAUUUAGAGGUAUCACUAAAUGCUCAACUUGCUCGUGAGAAAGGCCACAACAAGACACCAAGUCAGAAUCCGUUUUAUUCACCCUUCUACGGAGUGGAUGAUGCUGAGACAGAUAAUGACUUUAGCAGAAAAAUUGACCCUAUCAAGUUUCCAUCUCAUCCUGAUCCACAUGCACCCAAAUGAAGACUUUACUCCAUCCUAAAGAUUUAGAGGUUCCUAAAUUUCCAAAACGGAAAUGUACUAUUUCUUAAUUUGCUGUGUGAGUUUUCAACUGCCAUACAUAUUAUAGUGUAGAGUGCAUGCAGUGCUGCAGAGUCAGUGUUAGUUUUGUAUAGCACUUGCACAAUGUAAUAAUUAUAGUCCAUUCAUGCAUGCAUAUAUAAUUAUGACUGUCGAGAGUUAUGUUUGAACUUUAUAAUUAUAGCCAAAUCAGGAGAAUAUUUGA
Messenger RNA from Halichondria panicea, 5090 nucleotides. RefSeq lists its product as uncharacterized. Bases 143 to 4828 code for a protein of 1561 amino acids. The record is from RefSeq and is a predicted model, not a curated record. Gene Ontology annotation, molecular function: protein binding. NCBI's taxonomy places the organism in Eukaryota, Metazoa, Porifera, Demospongiae, Suberitida, Halichondriidae. The transcript has 31 exons.